Messenger RNA from Perkinsus marinus ATCC 50983, 690 nucleotides. RefSeq lists its product as hypothetical. The coding region runs from base 1 to 690 and encodes 229 amino acids. The transcript has 7 exons. The record is from RefSeq and is a predicted model, not a curated record. NCBI's taxonomy places the organism in Eukaryota, Perkinsozoa, Perkinsida, Perkinsidae.
AUGGCAGUACUCGUCUAUAUGCCUUAUUGGCUUUCCAAUCCGAUGCUACCCGCACUUAAAUUCCCCCAAAGAAAUAUUGGCUUAUUCAAAGCCUCUGGGAAAUACACUCCGGUUUUACGUACUGCCGCCGAUCUCACGUGGAUUCAAAUCAAAGCCAACACAUGCGAUGUUGCUAUGGCUGAGCAAGGUCUCCCUAAGCAGUCCGUCGCCAGUGUUAUUACAGCAGUCACUGGGGGGCAGUGCCCAGCUGAAUGUCUAUUCCAGUUGAAUUUACGAUGCAAAUUAUAUACGGUAUUUUUCUAUCUCAAUUUCCUGGUUGCCGGUUUGGUCGUUUUGGGUCCGCUCAUCUCAUUUCUGGCUUCGGUCAUGCCGUUGGUCGUGAAAGAGCGCAAGUCGGAUAGAUUUAUGUAUUUCCUCAUAUGUGUCUUGGGGGCUGUCUGUGCGGCAAGCGGCUUGGGAAUCUACGCUGGAUUUUCGGCUUACAUGUACAGCAGGUUCAACCAAUAUGGGUUGGGAAUCUGCUUCUACCUUGGUGUUGUGGGAGCAUUCAUGUUAUUUGGGUCAAGUCUUGUCAUGUACGGCAGACAUUCAAAGUUUGUCAAAGCUGAGGAGGAAAAAGAAAAGGAAAAGAAAGCUCGAGAGGCAGCUGAGAUGGGAGGAGACUAUGACGGAGGUCUAUGGGUUACAUAA